This is a messenger RNA of Aaosphaeria arxii CBS 175.79, 1340 nucleotides long. RefSeq names its product class I glutamine amidotransferase-like protein. The transcript has a single exon. NCBI's taxonomy places the organism in Eukaryota, Fungi, Ascomycota, Dothideomycetes, Pleosporales. The record is from RefSeq and is a predicted model, not a curated record. The coding region runs from base 338 to 1198 and encodes 286 amino acids. Gene Ontology annotation, cellular component: nucleus; cytosol.
AUCUAACAUGAACACCCACACUUCCUGUCGUUAUCAUCCCCGCAUUCUGUGUACCUAGGUAUAGAUGAAUACUUGAGAUCUUAGGCGAACCUUUCAUUGCCACUGUGGAUGUGCAAAGUACCUGGAUCGGCCUCCAAACACCAUCCCACGAAUUCUCGGACACGUCUCCAUCCAGCGCCUUUGGACUACAGAUCGCUAGCGUUGUGCUUAUCCGGUGCGUUUACAGGCGAUAUCAAUUCACUCCUGGGCGCAUACGUUCCCGUCUUGUGGCUUCUAUCUCAGCUUGGAGGGUCCUGCUUAAUUCUUUGUCGUCGUUGCCAACACUACGAUACCUGACAUGGCGCAACCUAUCCAAAUUGCAAUGCUCAAUGCGGAUGUUCCUGUCCCUGUUGUUCGUACGAAAUACGAAACCUAUGGAGACAUAUUCCACGAACUUUUGACAGCCGCAUUAUCACGCACACAGGCCUCCACCAAGAUCCAUUCCGUUAACUACGAUGUUCGAAAAGGAGAAUAUCCCGAGUCCCUCGCGAGCGUGGACGCUGUAAUCAUUACUGGCUCUGCGUCGUCUGCAUAUGACCAAGAUCCCUGGAUCCCGCAAUUAGACAAAUACGUUCAGCAUAUAUACUACAACCACCCACAUAUCAAGAUCUUUGGAUCUUGUUUCGGUCACCAGCUUCUCUGCCAAAGCUUGUUGGGUGUUUAUGGCAUCAAGGUGGAAAAGGAUCCCAAUGGAUGGGAGCUAGGAGUGCAAGAGAUCCAGCUCUCAGACGAGUUCCGCGACGCAUUAGCGAAGACUGCCGGGCCUCUUCUCGAUGGCCAAACUUUGACAUAUAUACCGAAAACGCUGCAACUACAAUUCGUCCACGCUGAUCAUGUUAAAAUACCUCCUGGUGCUCUUCCCCAGUCAUGGAUGACGAUAGGGCAUACUCAGCAUUGCGCAGUGCAGGGUGUUUAUCAACCCGGCCGUGUUCUUACCUAUCAGGGUCACUUUGAGUUUGAUAGGUUCGUAAACACCGAGGUCUUGAAGGUAUUCGGCGCGAAGUGGCCGUAUGCAGAACUGAAUCAGGCACUGGUUGAGAUCGAUCGAGAUGAUGAUUCGGGGAUCGCAGCAGAGAUGGCUUUACAGUUUUUACUGGAUGGACAAGUCUACACUCAGGAGACAGGAAAGGGGCUUCUUACACCACCUUUGGAGAAAUAGUCGGUCAUUCUCAUCAACUUCUGCUUAGUCGUUACAAGCUCUGUUCAUAUCGCAGCGUUUUGCAUUCAGUAGUCCUUAAUCUCUUCCUUAGACUAUUUCAUUGGCAUGUACCCAUUUUAGCGUACUUGAAUGAUCAUUAUAC